Bombyx mori (domestic silkworm) is the source of this 585-nucleotide messenger RNA. RefSeq names its product chorion class B protein ERB4-like. The coding region runs from base 1 to 585 and encodes 194 amino acids. Gene Ontology annotation, molecular function: structural constituent of egg chorion. The record is from RefSeq and is marked validated. Gene Ontology annotation, biological process: chorion-containing eggshell formation; multicellular organism development. Gene Ontology annotation, cellular component: egg chorion. NCBI's taxonomy places the organism in Eukaryota, Metazoa, Arthropoda, Insecta, Lepidoptera, Bombycidae. The transcript has 2 exons.
AUGUCUAGCAACUUUAUUGUUCUAUGUGUUUCGGCACUCUUUAUUCAGUGUGCUGUAAGCCAAUGCGUUGGUCGGAUUGGUUCUCUGCGUGGUGGUCCCCUCGAUGGCUGGGGUUACGAUGGUCUGGGCUAUGAUGGCUUCGGUAUUGGAGGCUGGAGCGGCCGCGGCUGUGGAGGUCUAGGCGAUGACAUAGCCGCUGCUGCGGCGCUGGGAGCCUCUCACGGCGGCACGCUCGCUGUCGUCUCAACCUCUGCCGCUCCUACCGGUCUGGGCAUAGCGUCUGAGAACGUUUACGAAGGUUCAGUCGGUGUCUGCGGUAACCUGCCCUUCCUUGGUACUGCUGAUGUUGCCGGCGAGUUCCCAACAGCCGGCCUUGGCGGCAUCGAUUAUACUUGCGGCGAUGGUGCAGUUGGCAUAACUGUCGAGAAUGCCGUUAAUGGCAUCUCUAAUGUUGGGUACGGACUAGCUCCAGGCAUAGUUGGACCUGCUGUAGCUGCUCCUGCCCUCGGCUACGGACCUGGAAUCUCUUCUCUUGGCUACAACACCGCUGGUCGCGGCUGCGGGUGUGGGGCUAAUUACUAUUAA